AUGGUACUGUUAGAUAGAAUCAAUUCAGCAUUUGUCAGAAACAAUAUCAAUGUCCUGAAAGCCUUGAUGAGACUGAUACCAUUCUUAGCGUUUGGUGAAGAAGACAAGAUGACAGCCUUACUCAAUCAUUUUAAACCAUAUAUGAGUUUUAAUAGAUUUGAUGCUGAACAUACUCAAGAUGAAGAAAUCCAUCUGGACAGUUUCUGUGUUAUUGCUUCAGGCAUAGAGAACAAUGCUAAUGGAAGUCGAUUAAAAGAUAUGAUAAUAGAGCAGGGUAUUGUCUUGUCUUGUGUAGAUUAUAUUCUAGAACAUGCUCCACCAAUCAAAACUCUCCUGGCAACUGAUUCUGAUAUAUGGAAGGAUAUUUUAUCUAAACCUGCUUUAGCUCAUGUUUUAAAGGUUCUAACAGGUCUGUCACCUGGUCAUAAACCUACACAGAGUUUGAUAGCCCAAAAAUGUAUCCCAGUUCUUCACAAGAUGGAACAAGUCUCAUCUGAUAAACAUAUUGGAACUUUGGCUGAAAAUUUACUGGAUGCAUUGAAAGAAAAUGAAGAAGCUUCUAAGAAGAUUGAAGAUGUGCGUAAACAAACAAAAGCAGAGAAGAAAAAACUGGCCAUGGCAGUGAGAAAGAAACAGCUGGGAGCCUUGGGCAUGACUACCAAUGAAAAAGGUCAAGUUACAGUGAAGAGCAGUGUAUUAAAACAAAUGGAAGAUUUAAAAGAAGAAACUGGACUGACAUGUUGUAUUUGUAGAGAGGGCUAUAGGUACCAGGCUCAAAAGGUUUUAGCAGUAUAUACCUACACCAAACGAUGUAACCUUGAUGAUUAUGAGAAUAAAGCAAGAAAAACUGUUGGCUACAGUACUGUAUCACACUUCAAUGUUAUACAUGUAGACUGUCAUAAUGCUGCCGUCAGACAUGCCCGAGGAAGAGAGGAAUGGGAGAGUGCUGCUUUACAGAAUGCUAAUACUAAAUGUAAUGGAUUAUUACCUAUGUGGGGACCACAAGUACAAGAGUCAGUUUUUGCCAGCUGUUUGGCCAGACAUAACAACUAUCUUCAAGAAUGUACUGGCGUUCGAGACCCCAGCUAUCCGUUCACUGUGCAUGAUUUAAAGCUACUGUUACUCAGAUUUGCCAAUGAGAAGUUAUUCAGUGAGGACAGUGGUGGUGGAGGAAGACAGAGCAAUCUACAUCUCAUGCCCUACAUGUUACAUAUGGCUCUUUAUGUUAUCAAUAGUACUCGGUUGACCGGUAGAGAAGAAAAGAAUAUCAACAAUUACUUGGAGCUUACCAAAGAUAAAUGGAUUGAAAAUUGCUGGGAGACUGAAGGUCCACUAUACUACCCGGUAAUGUCAAUGUUGGUUCAUUCAGCUGAUAAAUGGCUGACAACUAGAACAAAGUUUUUAGAGAGGCUGAUCAUCGCUGCUCAUGUCAGAAAUGCUGCAUCAGUGGGAGCCAAAACAUUGCCAGAAGGAAGUAAGACAUUGAAAGAUUAUUCCAUCUAUAAACCAGUUUUGAUCUUCUUUGGUUUGAUUAACAGUUUCUUCCUCAAAUUAUUUAAGAAAGUAACAGUUGGUGGUGAUGGUACAUGGAGUAACAGUCUAGCUGAUUAUAUUAGAUUUAAUGAUAAGAUAGUCCUAGAAACUUGUGAUAGAAUUCUAGCUAUAUAUCAAGAAGAAAUAUUACCUUGUGAAUCUAUCGCUGAAUUCUUUGAUGUCAUGGGUUUAUUAGAAGAUGUACCCAAUCCAGAAGAACAUUUUACAACUUUGUUGGCUUCUCUACCUUAAUCUUUAUCUCGCCAAUUGGCUUGCUUAAUGUUAAAUGAAUACUGUGUAAUAUGCUGCCUUGGAUUUUGUGAUUGUAUUUUGUAUGCUUAUUAAUAUUCCCAAAUCUGAUUCAAUGUUUUGCAUUUCACAGCUCCAAAUUUCAUGAAUAUUUUGGUUUUUAAAGGGAUUUUUUUUCUCAAUUUGUGACUUUAUUAUCAUUUAACAUAUGGAAUUUUUCCCAAAUUUAACAAAUUUAUCUUGUAACUGCAUUUGGAAUUUGAUGAUAUAUGUUUUUGUAGGAUGUUUUUUUUUUUGGCAGUUAAUUCUAAAUCAACAAUACUAGUAUUAAAAAUUAUUCGUCCAAUUAAUUAUAAAUUGGACAAAUUAUUGGACAUGCUUGGUGAAAGGGAUUCAAUGUCACCAACACUCAAAAUCAAGUGGAUUUCUCAUAAUUAUGUUUUCUAAAAUUGUUGCCAUUUUAAAACAAAUAUUGAUUAUUUAAAGGUACCAAUCCUCCAAAUAUUAUUUUAACACGGAACAUUUUGAUUCAACAAAGUUCUAAGACUAGCAGAAAUUAAGCUCUAUCAGCUGGUAAAACAAAUAUUUACAUGCUUUUAUCUUUCAAGAUCAACUUCAAAAGAAAAUUGUAUUUUAAACAAUGAGUUUUGAUUCUGAAAAAUGUCAAAGGCAAGCUUAAAUUGAGCUCUAUCCCUUAUCCCUUUCAACUUAGAAAGAAAAUUAUCAAAGUCUCCUCCAUUUCCAAAUUGUAUUCUGUUAUCAGCUGAUGUUUUUUGUGAAAAAGUUGUAUUGUAAGCUUCAAUAAAUGCUUAAAGUG
Lottia gigantea (owl limpet) is the source of this 2599-nucleotide messenger RNA. RefSeq lists its product as hypothetical. The transcript is spliced from 15 exons. The record is from RefSeq and is a predicted model, not a curated record. Bases 1 to 1785 code for a protein of 594 amino acids. Lineage: Eukaryota; Metazoa; Mollusca; Gastropoda; Lottiidae.